Xenopus tropicalis (tropical clawed frog) is the source of this 2408-nucleotide messenger RNA. RefSeq names its product cytochrome b5 type B (outer mitochondrial membrane) (gene cyb5b). Gene Ontology annotation, cellular component: membrane. Gene Ontology annotation, molecular function: heme binding. The record is from RefSeq and is marked validated. Lineage: Eukaryota; Metazoa; Chordata; Amphibia; Anura; Pipidae.
UAGAACAGUGAGGGAGGGCCUGGCUGUGUCGCGCCGGUGAGGGAGACAGGGGAGGGGCAGAGAGGAUUAAUCUGUAAAGUGCCGCGACACUGACACAUGGGGCCCUAGAGUCAAAGGGACAGGCAAGUGCAACGCAGCACCUACUUAGAUUGUAAGACCCAACCAAGCGGCCCAUCGGGUGUUUUCAGGAAGGGGCAGAUAGACAGUCGGGGCCUGUUUAGAGUGUAGCAUAUUCCCAUAGAGUGGUUGUGAGAAGCCAUGGCGCAAGAUGGGGAUAAGCAGUCAGAAGAACCUCAGGUUACUUUGUACACUUUAGAGGAUGUAAGGAAAAGGAACACGGCCAAGGAGAUCUGGUUAGUGAUACACGACCGAGUGUACGAUAUCACUAAGUUCGUGGAAGAGCAUCCUGGUGGGGAGGAGGUGCUGUUUGAGCAGGCAGGGGCAGAUGCCACAGAGAGCUUUGAAGAUGUUGGCCAUUCCAUUGAUGCCCGGGAGAUGCUGAAUCAGUAUUACAUUGGAGAUUUACAUCCGGAUGACUGUAAAAAUCAAGGUAAAAAGGAUGUUCUGCUAACCACAUCAUCCAGCACAUCCAGCUCUUGGUCCAGCUGGUUGAUCCCUGCAGUGGCAGUCGUCAUUUUGGGUUUCAUGUACCGUUUUUACACAGUCGAUAGUCGAUCCUCCUGAAAAGCAGCACCUUUCUAAAACGUCAACCUGCUAAGUGUCUUUACGCACAAUAAAAGAAGUGGAAUCCACACACACUGCCACAUGGAUACUACCCCAUCUCUGCCACAGAUGAAGGUUAAAUUUCUGACACGAACCACCUUGUUUUAUGUUUGGGACCAAGACUCAAUACUGUGAAUUUUGUCAGCAAAUUUUUUGCCUGUCAACAUAAGACCUUCCCAAAGGACAUGAACAGAGUAUUGCUGUUGGACUGUGGAGCAAACUCCAUACAACUAAAUUUAUUUUACACUCUCUGGAAAAAGCUUUCUUUGUAUAAAGCAACAAAGUAAAAAAACGUUGGAGAGGAUAUAUAUUAGGGUAAAAACAAUAGCUCAUCCUUUGUUGAGUUGUCACAACUAAGUCCUUUCAGAUAAGGUCCCUUUUGCAGGGGUACAUGGGGAGAUUAGUCGCCCGCGACAAUGGGGAUUUGUUGUGGCGCGACUAAUCUGCCUGUGUGCCACUGCCCUUAGGUAUUAGAUAUAUUAUCUGGAAUACUUAGGACCUAGGGUUUUCUAGAUAAGUAAAUUGUUUUACCACCAAUACUGAUUUAUGCUAUCUCAGUUAAGAUCAAGUACAAGGUAUCUUUCUUAUUACAGAGAAAAACAUUUGUUUGUCUAAAAUAGGCUUUAUGGGGGAUAGCCUUCCCAUAAUUCAGAGCUGUUGGGAUAAUAGGUUUCUGGCUUCAUAUUAUUAAAGAAAAGCAAUCCCUUUAUAAAAACCACAGUACAGGUAUGGGAUCUGUUAUUCUGAAACCUGUUGUCUAGAAAGUUUACAGGAAGGCCAUCUCGCAUAGACCUUAUUGUAAGCAAAUAAUUCUAAUUUUUAAAAAUGAUAUUCUUUUUCUCUGUAAUAAAAACAAUACCUUGUACGUGAUCCAACUAAGAUAUAAUUAAUCCUUACUGGAGGCAUGUUUAAAUAAUUUUUUUUGAGCAUUGUGGAUAACAGGUCCCAUACCUUUGUUCAAUGGAAAACGUGUCCUUAAAAGAACAAUAAAGCCUAAAGGUGACCAUACAAGGGCCGAUAUGAGUGGCAAGGAAUGUAUCGGCUUAUUGAUUAGGACCUCAUCCCAACGACCUGUGUCCCAUCAAUUUAAUCCGAUCGUUUGGCCCAAGGGCCAAAUGAUUGGGUCAGUCUGAUAUUGCCUGCCUCAAGUUGGACGUAUUCUGGAGAGAUAUGCUUGUUUGGUGACCUCACCAAACAGGCCUAUAUAUUCGUGUAUGUCCAGCUUUAGCGUGGAGACAGUUCAGAUUGGCAAGUCUUGAAGAGAAGAUAGGAAGUCUAGCUUGCUCACAGUCUGGGAGGUCCGUGUGGGGCAGGGGGCAGGAAUAAGUUACUCUUUCAACCAUAAAGUAUGUCCUCUCCAUUUUUUUUAACUUGUUGCUUAGAGUAUCAUUCAUUUGGGUCUUCAGAGAUAACGGGUUGCAUAACUUGUUACGCCCAUAAUCAUCCUGCGUGAUAUAACUACAAUGAAUAAAGCUGCUCUGUCCAAUUGUAGUGGUCAGACAGGUGAUGCCUUGUCUAUGUUGUGCAUCUGAAGGCAGGAGAUGCAGCUUGUUUAGUGUUCAGUGUUUUUAGCCUUGUAUCCGUGAGAUGUAAUGAUUAUUUUACGUUCUCUGCCUAGGAUUCUAUAAUGUUAAUGCAUCUCAAUUUAAUGCCAUAAUUUAAUGAAUUUCUCUCACAGAGCUAAA